This is a messenger RNA of Adineta steineri, 1322 nucleotides long. NCBI's taxonomy places the organism in Eukaryota, Metazoa, Rotifera, Eurotatoria, Adinetida, Adinetidae. The record is from the annotation of a GenBank genome assembly.
AUGCCCAUCAUUCUAGCACCAGCAUCAUUUGCACAAGCUCGUAUGUGGCUUGACGAAAAAAUUCAAUUCGAACCAGAUAAGCCUCAAACAGCAAUCUAUAAUAUGCCAUUUGUUUAUCGUCUGCAACCAGGUCAUACUUUAUCUGUUAAACAACUUCGUCAUGCUCUUCAUCUAACUGUUAACAAACAUUCCUCACUUCAUACAUCACUUCAUUUUGACAUCGAAAAGAAUCUACUUAUGCAACGAGUUAUCACUCAUGAAGAUAAACAUAAUAAUAAUGAUAUGGUUUCAAUCAUUGAAACUACUUAUGAAACAGAUGAACAACUCAAUGAGAUUUUACACGAUGAGAAACGUAAUCCUCAUCUUUUCGAUCUGACUCAAGGUCUUGUCUUUCGAUGUCAUGUUAUUUAUCAUAAACAAAUCUUUCCAAAUCAUCUUCUUUCUGACAAAGGUCUACUUGUUUUCAGCUUUCAUCAUGCUGCAUUUGACUUUCCAUCAAUGGAAGUAUUUCUGCAAGAUCUCAAUCAAGCAUAUACAACAAGCCAAUUACUAUAUGACAACAGUACUAAUCUACGUUAUCUCGAUUAUGCUGUUAUUGAACAAGAAAUGUCAAUGACUGGUGCAACUAUGUUUUGGCUUGAUGCUCUUCAUAACUGUAAACUUGAUCAACCUUUACCAUUACCUUUUGAUCGAUAUCGUCUCUCAAAUGAACAUCGAACUGGUAGUAGAGCAACUAUUUCUUUUGAUUUUGGUCAAGAUCUCUCACAUGACUUUCUUAUUCAUGCAUCAUCGAACAACAUAUCGCUUGAACAUCUCACAUUUGCUAUGUACUUCAUCUUUCUAUUUAAAUUAACUAAUGGACAAACAGAUAUAUGUCUGGCUGUGAACGUCAAUAAUAAUCGAUAUAGUGAGGAACUCAAAGCAAUCAUUGGGCUGUUUGAGAAUGCUAUUCCAUUACGAUGUCAGUUAGAUCCUCAUUGGUGUUUACAUAAACUACUCGAAUAUAUUCAAGAGAUAACAACAAAUAGUAUGAAAUAUUCAUAUUUUCCACUUCAACGUAUUCUCAACCAACAUCCACAUAUCUCAAAACAUGCAUUUCUUGAUACAUCUUUGGAAUUCAUAUCAUACAAGAGCAACAACUACAACAAUGCAAUUAUGAUUGGUGAUUCUCAACUUGUGCCAGGAUCUUUCUCAUUCAAUAUCAAUGAAGAUGAUAUACUAAGUAUAUCCGACUUCUCUCUUUCUAUUAGUCAUGAUAUGAGCAUGAAUCUAUUAUCAUGCACAAUCAAUGCAUCACUUGACUUAUUCAAUCGACAGACAGU